UUGUCGCGUUUUUUUAAAUCAGGGUCACGAAUUUUUAUAGACAUUACGCGCUUGAGUUCUGUGAUGAAAGUACGUAUUUUUUCGAAAACGAAGUAAAACGAUGAGUGUAGUGCUGUUAUCUAUUACUGUUCCGCGAUCUUUCCGAUCGUUGCUCCAUGUUGUCGGUCCUGCCGGGUAGGAAAACGAAAACGUCGAGACGCGGUGCGCAAGGCAAGGGUCGGUUUUCGCGUACGUAUGUCAGUGUGAAGGGCCGUUCCGUCGAUGACGAAGUAUGACCGUCUGGGAGAGGCUGCGUAAUCCGUGCGGCUGGCGCGCGGGUGCCAAACAAAUCUCCGUGGACGCGAUGCUGCCGCUGCUGGUGGUGCCGAUUCUGGCGGUGAUCGCCGCCCAGGCCGUCCUCUGCACGACCGUCGUCUUCCUGGCGACGCCGAUCCUCGUUUACUAUCUACACCACAAUUUCCUCAGGUUCCUGCUGCGCACCAAGUUCUUCCUCAUGUGGACGAUCACGAGCGUGUUGAUGCUGAUGCUGGUGUUCGAACUGAGCGUCGUGCCGCUACUGGAGAUCCUGCCCGAGGAAAAUCUCUUGUUCAUGGUGUGCGUGGUCGGUGGCAUAUGGUGCGGCUACAGAGCCAAACUAAACGCGGACUAUGCGGCGCAGGAAGGCGCCGUCACCGUGCAGGGCCUGGAGCUGGGUGAGGGCAGCGGUGAGCUCUGCGCUACAUGCAGAAGAAGAGCACCGCCCAAAGCCCAUCACUGCCGCUUGUGCCAGACCUGUAUACUUAAUAGGGAAUAUCAUUGUAAAUGGUUGGAUUGCUGUAUAGGUUCCAACAAUUUAAGAUGGUACUUAGGUUGUUUAUUCUUUUCUGCGAUAGCUUUCAUCUAUGGUUCCAAUUUGACUAUGACCAGUGUUUGUCAUCCAUUUAUACUCAUCGGAACCAUACUUCUACCAGAUGACUGCAGUGAUGUAUAUCAUCAAUUAGACAUCGCCCUUUGCUUCGUCUCUGCACUCUACAGCCUCCUUGUUGGCCUAGUGCUCUUUUGUUAUCUCGUGUAUCAUCUAUGGCUGCUUUCUCUCGGCACAACGUCGAAUGAACGACGAUUAGAUGCGGGAAGUCAGUACGAUCAUGGAAUUUUAAAGAAUGUAUCUCGAUUAUUUUGCUGCAAAACUUAAAGAUAUUUGUAAGUCAGGUAACUUUUUGAAUAUAUUUUGCACAGUGUAUGUAUUAUAUUCUAUACAAAAGAUGUAAUGAAAUCAAGUUCAACAAACUAGAGAAAAAUAAGGCUAAAAAAUCUGUCAUGGCGCUAAGUCAUUCGUCGAUGUUGAUACAUUCAUGUAAAAUAGAGGAUCGGAAUACAGUCAUUCAUAUCGGUUCAAUCGCACAAUUCAUCUAUUUAUUAAUAUAUUCUAAUAUUUACAUCUUUGCAACAAUUCAUAACUGAUGCGAAGUACAAUAUGUAUAUUCCUGUUGUAUAUGUAAGAUCAUUUCUGACAUAUCAUGAAGCACCAAUUCUCAUGAGACUCAUCAUUAUUCUUAAUGUAUGAAUGCGCAUAUGUAUAUUUAUUGUAACUGUGAUAAA
Messenger RNA from Formica exsecta, 1578 nucleotides. It is a transcript of the gene GABPI, whose product is annotated as palmitoyltransferase ZDHHC23. The coding region runs from base 272 to 1171 and encodes 299 amino acids. Gene Ontology annotation, cellular component: endoplasmic reticulum; Golgi apparatus. The transcript is spliced from 4 exons. Gene Ontology annotation, molecular function: protein-cysteine S-palmitoyltransferase activity. The record is from RefSeq and is a predicted model, not a curated record. NCBI's taxonomy places the organism in Eukaryota, Metazoa, Arthropoda, Insecta, Hymenoptera, Formicidae. Gene Ontology annotation, biological process: protein targeting to membrane; peptidyl-L-cysteine S-palmitoylation.